Messenger RNA from Cataglyphis hispanica, 6210 nucleotides. Its product is annotated as proteasome activator complex subunit 4B-like. NCBI's taxonomy places the organism in Eukaryota, Metazoa, Arthropoda, Insecta, Hymenoptera, Formicidae. Gene Ontology annotation, biological process: proteasomal ubiquitin-independent protein catabolic process. Bases 414 to 6017 code for a protein of 1867 amino acids. Gene Ontology annotation, molecular function: proteasome binding; peptidase activator activity. Gene Ontology annotation, cellular component: cytosol; nucleus. The record is from RefSeq and is a predicted model, not a curated record. The transcript is spliced from 13 exons.
UUGUCUUGUUUCUAUCGCUAUCGCCUCGCAUUGUGCAAAGACAUAGCGAUAUAAGAGAAUAGCGAUAACGAAAGGCAAUAUCCAAUGAGAACAUUGCUUUUUUGAAAAAGUAGAUCUGUCAUUGAAUAUUGCCUAUCGCUAUCGCUAUUUCCUUAUUCUUAUCGCUAUCGCCUCGCAUUGUACAAGGGCCUUUAGAAUGCGGCCUAAUUUGGCUCAUGAUGACAGCGCUUUCUUCAAGUAAAAUUCAGCUGAGUUCAGCUUGUACGUAACAAACAUGGCUCCAGAGAUAGAAAACAUGACACGAUAGAAAUGAACAAGAAUAAGCAAGUUAUUGCUGAUUCAAUCACGCUCGUGAUACUACACUGUCCACGGACACUUUGUAAAACUCGAUUAAUCGGAUCUAACUUGUCGUGAUGCUAAAUAACGUCAAAAGUGAGAUGAUAAUCGACGAGUGCAAGCGCAGCGAAGAAGACAAUCCGCGGAGACAAGCAUUGUCCAGAACAGAUCUAGGAUUUCGACCGCAAAAGGAAUUAGUGUACAAUAAAUUGUUACCAUACGCGGAUAAGCUUGACGUAGAAUCGCGAGUAUGGCUCGCCGAGAUCAAAGGAAACCUAGGACGUGCAGUCAUGCUACGAGAGCUCAAGCCAGGAUGUGUUUUUUGGACAAAUAGAUUGAAUAUAUAUAUAAAACUAUAUGGGAUGAAAUUUAGUAAGGAAGAUCAUAUAGCGUUUGUAAAAUUAAUAUACGAACUUGUUACCAUACCAAAUUUAGAUCCAAAUCUUGUCAACAAAUUUGGUACUACCUUAAUUCUACUACUGAAGAAAAAAGAAUUAAUUAGUCCUGAUGAGCUAGAACUUGCAUGGAGACCUUUAUAUGAAAUAAUACGUCCCUUAAAAGAGAAUUCAGCAGAAAUAUAUCGUCAACCUUUAUGGUUGAAAAAUAUAUUACAUUGCGUAAUUCGCUCCGUAAAGAUUUAUUUCCCUUUGAAUGCCACGCAAGAAAUAUUAGAUGAGCUAAGACCAACAUUCUGUCCUUUUGAUAGUAUGACAAUGUGUACAAGUCUUCAGACUUUAGAAUGUUUUUUACCAUUGCAACUACCUCCUAAGCAUCAUUCUAUUGGACAUCAGUUAUGGUUUGAUGAAUUUAUGACUAUAUGGAAAGUGUGUCACAAUGCGCCACAGUGGGAAAACAAUAUGAUGUGGUUAAUGGCAAGAUUGGCAACUCACAAUAUUGGAUACAUUGACUGGGAACCACAUUUUCCCUUAAUGUUCACUAGAUUUAUACGGUGCUUAAAUUUGCCAGUAACAUACAAGCAAACACAAAACAGCAAGAAUCAUAAACUAGAAAUAGCACCAAUAGCUCUAUGGAUAGUAGCGGUUUUGGGAAAUGGCUCAAGUGCACAGAUGUAUUUGGAAAAAUUUCUAAAAACUAUAGAAACAUAUUUUUAUCCAGCCAAUUUUGGACGAUGGUUUGGAAAGUUAAAGGAACUUCUUAUCAAACUUCCAUAUCACUUUAUUUUACGCUUACACAAAGAAAGAUAUGCGAAGGUAACAUGGGAAACUUCAAUUCCCGAUAAUUACAAAUUAACUGAUAGUGAUGUUGAUGCCUUUGUUAAAAGUAUGUUGCCUGUAGCUAUGACAGCUAUGUUCAGUAAAUUUGGUGUAAAUGACGCCUGCCACGCUUUACAGUACCUUGCUACUAUGAGACCGAAUUUAGUAAUACCAGAUAUGUUAGAAAGAAUGUAUUCUACAUUUGAUUCCUUGACUGAACCGCAUAAACUUACAGCCUCAAUGAUCUGUAUGGUAGCUGUUGCCAGACCAAUGGUGCAAGGUUCUAGGAAUAUAAACACAGGUUACACAUUCUUGGAAGGACCAUCGCACGUAUUGCCAUUGCUGUUUUCAUCAUUACCUGGGAUCGAUCCAAAUGAUAUUGGAAAAUGUUUUGCUACGUUCCGUUUCAUUUCCGUUUAUGCCACGCUAAUCCCCAUUGUGGAUUCCUCUAGAUCAAUUGCGAUUAUGACAGAGAAUGAAAGGAUGAUUUGCGAAGCGACAUCGCGUUUCGAAGAUUUUAUACUGCAAUUUCUGGACAGGGUAUUCAUGUUCAUAGAUUCCAGUUCGUUGGAAAGCGUGCGGCUCGAAAACCGCGGCGGUAACUUGAAAAGCAAACUGGAGUCGAUCGCGGAAACAGCACUCUCUGGCGUAUGCACGACACUUUUGAUGGAGACCAGUGACGCGAUUUUCGAGAGUGCUUUGCAUAAAUUACGUACGUUCAUGACAGAACGUAUUCUCGAGACAAAAGUUGCAGGCCAAUUGGCAGCGGUUGUGUGCAAGAGUUUCUCUCGCUUUAAUGGGCGCGAUACACUGCAUGCGCUGGUGCCUGUACUUACACAAACUAUCUUACCGCUUGUUAAUGAAGAAGAGGAUGUAUUGAAGGAAGAGAAUUUGGAUCAUCGCCUUCUACAUGCUAUGCUCAUAUUGUCCGCGAUUGUCGAUACUCCAGGAAAUAACUUGAUACCACAUAUGGACACGCUGCUCAAGGUCCUCGAUCGCGUUCUUCUCUUAAGAUCGAUAGACGGAAAUAAACUAGCCUGUCAUCUACUAAAAUGUAUUCUCUGGUCAUUGUCGACUAUUACUCCAUGCCAAUAUAAGUCCAGCAAGAGAGACUACAAUGAUCCUAACUAUCCUUACAUUAGAGAUUGGGGUCAAAGCGUAGAUAUUGAUAACUUUUGCAUCAAAUGGUAUAUUCCUGGCGAAGAAGAGAUUGCUGCUAUUCAACGAAUAUUCUCAAGAUAUUUGACAAUUCAAAUUGACAAGCUUAAUAGAUACUGCAAAGAUUCUAGAGUUCUAGAUAGGGAGGAGUUGUUCUCCAGUUUAAACAUCAUAUGCAGCAUUAUUAGAGGUUCCGAAUCUGUCCUACCAGUUUGGACAGAAACACCACUUGAAGUAGUCAAAUCUUCCUUAGAGUGGAAUGUAUCUGUAUUGCCUGUAUAUGGAAUGAGCGGACAUGUUACAAUGCCUGAUGGUAGCAAUGUUAGGCAUCAUCUCACUGAGAUUAUGAGCCGAGUCCAACAAACGAUGCUUAAAAAUGCAGAAGACAAUACGAAGAGUUUCUUUGCAUUAAUACGGAUUUGGUCUAGUUUGUUACUGGGAAAAAUACGAUUGCGCGAAUCGCAUGAUGAACGACGUAAGACUUUUCAAGUCGCCAAAAGGAUAUUUGAAGAUAAAUUGAUAGGAAACAAGGACCGGAUGGGUCCAUUGAUACUGGAACGUUGUGAUAUUCAGCAUGAGCUCCGAAUACUCGCGCAAUCGAUCGCAUUAACGGAGAUUCAUAAACGAAUAAUGUUGGAGCUAUUCACGCUAGCGAUAAGCAGAUACGCAGAUGUGCGUUCGAAAGCUCAAUUCAGCCUUUUCUCUGCCCUAAAAAAUUUCCCAUAUUCUUAUACAUUUAUAGUUCCCCGUCUUAUUGAUAUUUUGGCAAAAGAUACCGAAGAAUAUCACGAUGCGUAUAAGGGUGUUUUAUAUAUGCUGCUUGGACCGCAACAUGUUCCCAUUAUUACAGAGAGAGACUGGAGUGUGUUGAAAUCACUGUGGCCAGCCAUCGUACUUUCCAAGCCAUCAGAAAAACUUUCUGUGAUUCGACUUAAGGAGAAUAUUGUAAAUACUAUAAGCAAAUACUUUUAUAUGAAUACAAUCGAACUCCAAAUACCUGACAGAUGCCUGAUAGCUGCGCGCACAUUGUGGAAAAAUUUCCCGCAACCGACACUGCCGCAGCCUAAUGAGAUUGAAACACAAGAGGGCGCACAAAACUUAAAGCAAUUUAGUGAAUCUAAUCUAAUGAUGUAUACCGGUUUGCUUGAUGAACUAUUACGUUGUAUACUUGAAGAAUCUCUACACUGGCGACAUAAAUUAAUGGCAAUGAGUUUUAUACGGGAUUUGGUUCAGCCAAAUCAAAUCUAUUCCGCAAAAGUAGUGCGUUAUUUCUUGCAAGCGCUUAUACAUGAUUCCUUGGAAGAAAGAAAGAUUGCUAUUAAAGUAGUAGUAUUUAUGUUAAAACAACAAAAGCAAAAACAUCCAAAAGUGACAGUUGACAUAUGCAGUCUGUCUAACAAGAACAUGUUAAAGGAGAGCUCAGAAGGUCAAAAUAUUACGCCCGGAAUAAGAAGUGACAAUUCUUGGCUUCAAUACAAUUAUGAGACUCGUCCGUUGACUACCGAGCAAUGGGAUGAAUGUAGAUACGUUCAUCAACCAUACGUGGGCUAUUAUGUCUGGCCAAAAACUUUGGAAGUAUAUGCGCCUUCAUCUCAACAGCCAUGCCUCGAUAUGCAAAUGCGUGAGCUAACAGAUUGCGAGCGAGAAGUCCAUCUCUUUUUUGACAAUCCACAGAACAUCGAGAAGUUCAUAAGUUACCUCAGUCUGGAAGAGAAGAAGGGCAAAGACAAAUUCAAUGCGUCCAGAUGUUUUCUAUUUAAAGGCUUGUUUCGCAAUCAUGGAAUCGUCUACUUGAAACAUUUUUUGCCGCAUUUGCAGCGACUGGUGACGGACAAGCACGAGAGCAGCCAACGAUGCGCCGCGGAAAUCACAGCUGGGAUCAUCAGAGGUGCCAAGCAUUGGCCAUUUCAGAUGGUGUGCGACAUGUGGCAAGCGUUGUUGCCCAUUAUAAGAAUCGCGAUUGUGAAUCUAACAGAAGAAACUGUCGUAGACUGGGGUAUAUGCCUCGCGACGGCACAACAACGUAGGGAUCCAAAUAGGCACCACUGGCUACUAGAGUGCCUGAUGGAGGAGCCGCUUCUGAAAGACUCAGAAUCUUCCUUCGUAGAAUGCGGUCGUCUUUACGUGCUGCAAGGCGCCUUGAAUCAACAGUCGUGGCGAGUCACAGAGUUACUGCAACGUCUAUUAGUGCGCUUGGAAAAUCGAUUACUCACUAAUCCGUUUCAGAACGUUCGUGAACGCCUAGGAUCAGUGCUGGUUACUGUAUUCGACGCUGAUCUAAAAUUUCCGCAUGGCUCAUCCGACACUGCAAUACCGCAAAUGCAGACUUUGAUUGAUAAAAUUAUACCAAAACUGAAACAACUUAUAGAGGACGAUGAUGCAACCAAAUUAAAUGGUUUAGAUAAAGAGAAUUUAUUACAAAAAGUUGCUAAUGUUUCAUUCGAUGAAUUAAAGGAAGUAUCCAUAGCAGAAGAAGAGGAAAUUCCUAAGAGAUUGCUAAAAACUGUCUGCAAAUGGAUUAUAAAUAGUCUAUCUCGUUCGCAAUACGCUGCGAGAUCAGGAUAUUAUGAGAUAUUUCCGAUUAUAUGUCAAUUAGAAAGCUCGGAAGCGGACGAAGAACUAAAUAAGUUGUGUUUAUGUACCCUGGCAACGCUCGCGCAAGCGUUCACAUUGCCAGAAGUUAUGUCAAUAGCAUUGACCGCUGUGAAGACAAUGUCCGAGCACUCGUCAUGGUCUGCUAGAUUCACUAGCUUGGAAUUCCUUCAAGUAUUAGUCUUUCAUAACAUGGGUAUAAUUCUUAGUAACAUAUCGUGGAUUGAUUGCGUUAAGAAUAUCGUUCUGCGCUUAUUAGAGGAUGAGCGUUUAGAAGUCAGGGAGAAGGCCAGUCUGGUACUCGGGGGAUUGUUGCACUGCACGUUCAUUGCAGAUGGAGAAAAAUUAUUGGAGGAAUUCAAGAGAAAGUCGAGGACGCGGUUGCACAAGAAAAAUAAUCAGACCGAUAAUGCGUUGAAAAAUAUAGAAAAGGUCGAUGCGAUACGUAUACGUCAUGCAGGUAUACUCGGACUAUGCGCUUUCAUUCGCGCCCAUCCGUAUGAUGUGCCGAAAUAUGUGCCUUCAGUCUUCGAACAUCUCGGUUUUCAUAUGAAUGAUCCGCAACCCAUACCAAUGACAAUAAGAAAGACUCUGAGUGAUUUCAAACGAACACAUUAUGAUGGCUGGACAGGCAUGAAUGGUCAUGCGCAACAUUUUACAGAGGAACAAUUGGCUGUCUUACAAGAUCUAACGGUGCCACCAUCACAUUAUGCUUGAAAGAGAAAGAGAAAGAUCAAAGAUUAAAUCAGAGAGAGAAAGAGAGAAAGAGAUAGGUAGAUAGAUUAGGGAUUAAAUUUUAUAAUUUAAUAUGCAAGUUUGCAUAUAAUAAAAGUAAUAACCGAAACACUAAUUCUAAUGCAAAUUAUGUCCGAAAAAAAGAUGUAAUAUGUUCAUUAAAAAUCAAAUGACA